AUGUUUGAAGGCUUCAAACCGUUUACUGUCACAGCCCAGUCUGACCCUCAAGUUGACAUCUAUGGAUUGUCAAGCGGGGACUCGUCAUCACCACGCCCUGCGCUACUGCUUCUCCAUGGAUUUCCGCAAACCCACCACAUCUGGCAUCGCCUAACACCACAGCUCAUCGAAAAGUUCACUGUUGUGCUGAUCGACCUCCGCGGCUAUGGCAAGUCGUCAAAGCCGGAGCAAGUGGAGCAGUAUGUAAAGAGCGCGAUGGCCCGCGACUGCAUUGCAGCUAUGGACCACCUCGGCUUUACGUCCAAAUUCUUCGUCUGUGCCCAUGACCGGGGCGCACGAGUCGCACACAAACUGCUGGUGGACUACCCUGAUCGUGUACGCAAGGCCAUUCUGCUCGACAUCUGUCCCACGCUGGCAAUGUACACGGCUACCGACUUUGAGUUCGCCAAGGCCUACUUCCACUGGUUCUUCUUGAUCCAGGCGGAGCCUCUACCCGAGACAGCGCUGUCAGCAAGCCCGCAGAAGUUUGCAGAGCUUUUCAUGGGUGGACGUCAGAAGGAUGGGCUUGCAAUCUUCGAGAAAGAGUGCUUCGCAAAUUACGUCAAGAAUCUCCAAGAUCCAGCGACGGUACACGGCAUGUGUCAUGACUAUCGAGCGAGUGCAACACUCGACCUGGCCGAGGCGCGCAAGGAUUUGGCUGAAUCGAGGUUGAUCCAGUGCCCGCUACGCGUGCUUUGGGGCAAGUACGGAGUGAUUGAGAAGUGUUUCGAUGCGAUACAGGAAUGGAAGAAGGUGGCUACGGAGGGUGUAUCUGUUGAUGGACAUGCGGUCGAAUCAGGGCACUAUAUACCUGAGCAGGCUCCAAAUGAUGUCUUAGCUGCUAUAGAUGAAUUUUUCGUUUAG
Messenger RNA from Neoarthrinium moseri, 903 nucleotides. RefSeq lists its product as uncharacterized. Gene Ontology annotation, molecular function: hydrolase activity. The transcript has a single exon. Lineage: Eukaryota; Fungi; Ascomycota; Sordariomycetes; Amphisphaeriales; Apiosporaceae. Bases 1 to 903 code for a protein of 300 amino acids. The record is from RefSeq and is a predicted model, not a curated record.